Dovyalis caffra is the source of this 909-nucleotide messenger RNA. Lineage: Eukaryota; Viridiplantae; Streptophyta; Magnoliopsida; Malpighiales; Salicaceae. The record is from the annotation of a GenBank genome assembly.
AUGUACAUAAGCAACGCUUUCAAAAUCAAAGCCCUAACCGAUCGAGGAGGAAUAUAUCAAGGAAAGCGAAAGCUUCAGCCUCGGCGGCGCAUGGCAACUCCUCAGCAGCAAGAAGAAGACUCUGAAGAUGACACAAACCCCAUCAAAGUCCUUCUACCAGGCAACGAAAACGGAUUCUCUGAACUACAACGUGACACACCAGCACAACAAGUGCAGCAGCAUUACAUCCGUUCGAUCAACUCAACGGUCGUGAUCCGACAACUCCCAUCUCAAGGUCUCUCCUUCCAGCUCUGGCCAGCAGCUACAACCCUUGUCACUCUCCUUGACAACCACAGCACCAGCCCUUUAUCACCAAUUCUUGAUGCAAUAUCCAACGGUCCGACUCUUGGGUCUCUUAGGAUUCUUGAACUGGGUUCAGGUACUGGAAUUGUAGGGAUUGCAGCAGCUGUGACGCUUGGUGCUAAGGUCAUGGUCACAGACUUACCUCACGUAAUACCCAACUUGCAAUUCAAUGUGGAUGCUAACGUUGACGUGUUGGCUUCACGAGGUGGGACUGUAAGCGUGGCAGCUCUGAGGUGGGGAGAGGAUGCUGACGUGGAGGCUGUGGGGAGGGAGUUUGAUCUUGUGCUGGCAUCCGACGUCGUUUAUUAUGAUCAUCUUUAUGACCCUUUGCUUAAAACGCUGCGUUUGUUGAUGCUGGGUGAGGGUAAGAAGAUGGUGUUUGUCAUGGCUCAUUUGAAGAGGUGGAAGAAGGAUUCUGCGUUUUUUAAGAGGGCCAAGAAGGUUUUUAACGUUGAGGUUGUUUACGUGGAUCGUCCCUCUGAAGGGUCUAGGGUUGGUGUUGUUGUUUAUCGUUUUGCUAGCAAGGCCCAAAGGUUGCCUUCUAGCUUAAAGAGCAAUUCAUGGUGA